AAAAUUUCUGUUCCGGUCGAAAACCCCGCGAAACCUGGAACAGGGGUCGACACAUCCCAUGUUGUCCAGCCGGAUCUUGCGUGAUCCUGCAGAGCCAGGGCCACACUGACCUGGAUUGGGGCGCAAGGCCCGGAGGAUCCUGCAGGAUUUUCCAGGAUCGUGCAAAGCCUGACUGACCCGGGUUUGUGUUGGCCCAGGUCAGUGGAUCCCCACGGAACUCAACCUUGGCCGAUCGGGGCCGCGAUCGGUUCAAGGCUUAGCGAUCGGCGGGGUCAAAAACCUUGGCUAUUUCUCAUGGUCCCUCCAAACUCCGCCUGUAGGAGGACACGCCCGACCUAAACCUUGGCGCGCGCCGACGCCGCGCGAACCUGCCGGAAGCCGUUUCUCGAGGAGGGCACCAUGGCAGGCCAGCAGAGACAGGAGACGGGGUGCCUCCCAUGCUUCAACUGCUGCGUGACCGUGCCGCAGGAUAAGAUCUACGCAGUGGAGCAGUUCGGGAGCUUCCAGAAGGUGAUCGGGGCCGGCCUCAACAUCGUCGGAUUUGACUUAAUGGGUUGCUGCAUCUCGUUCCGCUCCAUCAGCAAGCGCGUCGAGCAGAACGACGUCUUCGUAGAAACCAAGACCAAGGACAACGUGUUCGUGCUGGUGAAGGUGUCCGUUCAGCAGCAGGUUAUCCCAGAGCAGGCCGAAUCGGCGAUUUACAAGCUUGCCAACGUUAGCGCGCAGAUCGAUUCUUACGUAUCCGAUGUGAUACGAUCGGCCGUGCCGAAGAUGACCUUGGAUGAGGCGUUCGAAGAGAAGGAUAAGAUCAGUCAGGGCGUUAAUGAAGCCCUCACCAAAAGCAUGCACGAGUACGGAUUCCAGAUCAUCAAGGCUUUGGUUACAGAGCUCAAGCCGAGUCAGGACGUGAUGAACUCGAUGAACGAGAUCAACAAGCAAAAGCGCCUCCGUGAUGCGGCAUUGAUGGCGUCCGAGGCCGAGAAGAUCAGAGUGGUGAAGAAGGCCGAAGCCGACUGCGAGGCGGCCCGUUUGCAGGGCGAGGGCAUUGCGAAGCAGCGCGAGGCCAUUGUGGACGGCCUGAAGAGGUCUCGGGGGCGGACAGAACCCCCACCUUGGCACGUCGAUUAA
Molecule: messenger RNA, 1128 nt
Organism: Prorocentrum cordatum
Lineage: Eukaryota; Dinophyceae; Prorocentrales; Prorocentraceae
Source: the annotation of a GenBank genome assembly